Rotaria sp. Silwood2 is the source of this 1338-nucleotide messenger RNA. NCBI's taxonomy places the organism in Eukaryota, Metazoa, Rotifera, Eurotatoria, Philodinida, Philodinidae. The record is from the annotation of a GenBank genome assembly.
AUGUCCUCUUAUGAUAAUAUAAUGACGACGAAUACAACAAAUUUCUAUUAUCAACAAUAUCAUCCUUCACAAACACCAUUAUUACAAUCAACAACAAACAAUACGGAUUUAAAUAAACUUGAUAAAGAUCUUAUAUAUAAUCAUCCACUUUUUCCUUUGCUUGCUAUUAUAUUUGAUAAAUGUGAAUUAGCAACUAAUUCACCUCGUGAUGCAAAUAAUCCAAAUUAUGCUUGUUCACUUACAUCACUUAAUGAAGAUGUGAUUGAAUUUACAAAACAAUUAACAAAAGAACAUUUACCAUGUCAUACAUCAAAUCCUGAAAUUGAUAAUCUUAUGAUACAAGCAAUACAAAUUUUAAGAAUUCAUUUACUUGAAUUAGAAAAAGUCCAUGAAUUAUGCGAUAAUUUUUGUCAACGUUAUAUUCAUUUAUUAAAAGGAAAAAUGCCUAUGGACAUUAUAAUGGAUGAUCGAGAUUUAAGUUUUUCAAAAUCUGAAGAUGAACAAAGUGAAAUGAGCAAUCAUGAUUAUGAACAAGAUAUCAAACCGGUGCGUUCAUUGUCUCAAACAUCAACCAAUGAUCAUAAUCAAACAUUAAAAUCAAAUUCGGAUUCAUCAGAAUCACAAAGUCCCAAUCAACAGCAACCACAACAACAACAACAACAACAAUUCUUAUCUAUUCAACAAACUAAUAAUUAUAUGCCAUCAUCAACAAUUCAAUAUUCUCAUCAAUCAAUUGAUGAAACAGAUAAAAGUAGUGAAAAUUUUGAAAGUUCAAUCGAAGGUGAUUAUUAUGAAGAAAAUGAUGAUAAUAAUAAACGUCGUCAAAAAAAACGAGGCAUUUUUCCUAAAGCAGCUACAUCAUUAAUGCGUGCAUGGCUAUUUCAACAUUUAAAUCAUCCGUAUCCAUCUGAGGAACAAAAGAAAAUUUUAGCUCGAGAAACCAAUCUUAAUAUUUUACAAGUUAAUAAUUGGUUUAUUAAUGCUCGCAGAAGAAUUGUACAACCAAUGAUUGAUCAAUCAAAUCGAGCUGUCAUGGGAUCGGAGUAUAAUGAUUUAAUAACUACAAAUCCUUAUCACACAUUUGAUCCAACUCGAACACCGUAUAGCUUUCAACCAAAUCUUUAUGAUGAAAUGACAACUACAUCAGGUUAUUGUCCACCAUCAAUAUCUCAUUCAUCGGGUUAUCCAUCAUGUCCACCAAUGCAUCCAAGUUCAUUUUUUGCUGCUGCAGCUGCAGCCGCAGCGGCUGCUGCUGUUGGUACUAAUGCAACAUCUAUACAACAUGGCAUAUCUCCAUUGUCUUCAUCAUCUUAUCAUGGACAAACAAAUGGGGAAUAG